Molecule: messenger RNA, 6424 nt
Organism: Candoia aspera
Lineage: Eukaryota; Metazoa; Chordata; Lepidosauria; Squamata; Candoiidae
Gene: NUP210
Product: nucleoporin 210
Exons: 40
Coding region: 147-5804 (1885 amino acids)
Cellular component (GO): nuclear pore
Source: RefSeq, a predicted model, not a curated record
UCCUGCGAGCGCCUCGGGGAAGUAAGUGCCGCAGCUUAAGCGGCUUGUCUUUUUGCUUUGGCCGAAGGAGCGCUCGGGUGCCAAGGAGCGCGCUCCCUGGAGAAAGGCGCCGGACUGUCUCUAGACAGGUGAAGCUUCCCAACAGGAUGACACCCGCCAUCUCUGCCCCUGGAGCGUCGCUUUGGCUCCUUUUUCUCAUGCCCUUUGCCGCGGUGCCUUCCAAAUUAAACAUCCCUAAAGUGCUGUUACCAUUCGCUCGGAGCACAAGGAUUAAUUUCACCCUGGAGGCAAGCGAAGGCUGCUACCGUUGGUCUUCCAGCAGACCAGAAGUUGCUAGCAUAGAAGCUAUAGAACAAGAUAACCAUCACUGUUCACAGAAAGCUAUUAUUCAAGCCAGAUCAACACAAAUAGCACGGCUUACAAGUAUUAUUUUGGCUGAAGAUGUUUUGACAGGCCAGGUGCUUCGCUGUGAUGCUAUAGUUGAUGUUAUUCAUACUAUUCACAUAGUAUCUACAACAAAGGAACUGUAUCUUGAGGAUUCACCGCUGCAGUUGAAAAUUCAAGCCCUAGAUUCUGAAGGAAAUACUUUUAGCACUUUGGCAGGACUUACUUUUGAGUGGACUGUGGUGAAAAGCUCUGAAACUAAUGGAUUCUCAGAUUUCCAUAAUGCACUGCGCAUUCUGAAAUUUUCUGAAUCAACAUAUAUACCUCCUUCAUAUAUAUUAGAGAUGGAAAAAACUGCAAAACAAGGAGAUAUUGUCUUAGUAUCUGGUAUGAAAACAGGGAGUUCAAAACUCAAAGCAAGUCUACAGGAAACUGGGUAUAAGAAUGUGCCUGCAGCUGAAGUCAGAUUGUUUAUUUUGGAAAACAUCAUUUUAAAUCCUGCUUAUGAUAUCUACCUACUGAUAGGAAUGUCAGUACAAUAUAAAGUCAUGAAAAUUAGGCGAGGGAAAAUUACAGAACUAAUCUUGCCUUCAGAUCAGUAUGAGCUACAACUUCAGAACAGCACACUCAGCCCUGGAGGAGAUACAGCCUGGCCAGUUGCCAGAUUGGAUCAGACAACAUGCACAGUUACUGCAUUGCAGCGGGGACAGGCCAAUCUCAUACUCUCCCACAAAAAUAUCCUUUUUGUCGUAUCUAUGCAAGGAGCUUCCAAAUUACCAAAUGGCACCAUUUUUGUUGUGGACCCAGGGUACUUAGGAUUUUCAAUUCAUCCUGGUGAGAGAUGGGUGCUGGAAACUGAGAGGUUCUAUGAAAUCACUGUUCAAGUGUAUGAUAAAUCAAGCAAUAAGGUGCAUUUAUCUGAGAACAUCAGAAUUGAUAUGUACUUGUCAAAAGAAUAUUUCAAAGUUGUGCAGUCCUCUCUGAAUGGUUCGUAUUACUACGUAAAAGCAAUAAAAGAAGGACAUACUGUUCUUAGCGCUACACUAACAUCCAUUGUAGAUCAGGAUGGAGGUGUUCACACAUUUUCUGUUCCUGCACAAAACCAGCAAGAAGUAGAUAUCUAUGCUCCGAUUGUUCUUCAACCAAGCAUUUUGACCUUUCCAUGGCAGGCAAAAGCAGGAGCCUAUCAGUACAGAAUCCUGGCUUAUGGUGGAAGUGGAAAUUUUACUUGGUCUUCAUCUCAGCAAAAUGUUGCUUCAGUUACAAUUAAGGGUGUAAUGACAACUGGGAAUGAGAUUGGUGACAGUGUCAUUCAUGCCAAAGAUGUUCAGAAUCCAUUACACCAUGGGGAAAUGAAGAUCUAUGUGAUAGAACCCAGUAAUAUGGAAUUCAUGCCUUGUCCAGUUGAAGCACAUGUGGGUGAGAUACUGGACUUGCCUCUGAGGAUUACUGGUGUAAUGAAUAAGGAAGCCAAUGACAUAGUCACUCUAAGCGAUUGCUCACAUUUUGAUUUAGUUGUCAACAUUGAAAACCAUGGUGUGUUUAGUCCAUUUCAAGGGAGACUUAACCCGACUCCUGAACACUGCAGUGGGAUCAGAGUUAAAGCUGAAACCCAAGGGUAUUCAACCGUUGUUGUUAGUUAUACACGUGAUCACAUUCACCUCAGUGCCAGUAUCACCAUAGCAGCCUAUCUACCAAUAAAAAUUAUUGAUCCCAUUUCUGCUGCUUUAGUAACUUUAGGUUCUUCUAAAGUUAUCCUCUUUGAAGGUGGACCCAAACCAUGGAUUCAAGAGCCAUCCAAGUUCUUCAGAGAUAUCAAUACAAAACAUCCAGAGAAUGUUGGUUUACAUUUACUAGGGCCACCUACAUCUAGGAAUUCUUUCCAGCAUUGGGCUAGAGCAACUUGCAGAGCCCUAGGGGAUCAAGUAAUUUCAUUAACAGUUGGCAACAAGCCCACUGUAACCAACCCCUUUCCAGCUGUUGAGUCAGCUGACAUGACUUUGAUUUGUGCCACUCCUUCUUGGUUCACCGUGGCAUCUUUAUCUGCAGAUCCUGAGCUGGAAGUUUCCUGUCCCUUUCUUCACCAGGACAAACAAGGGGUUCCUGUUUCAAUUUCCCGCAAUCCAGUAUUGGGGCUAGAAGUUUAUGAUCAUCAGGGGCAUAAAUUUGACAAUUUUAGUUCUCUUGCUAUUACCUGGGAAUCAACAGAACAUUCACUAGCUAGCAUAGAGCCCAGUAUGCCCAUGGAACUGUCUAUGAAAGAUCAUGGAAACAGCCAGAAGAAAAUGCAAGGUCUGCAAACUGUUUUAGUUCAUCAUAAACCAGGAACAACAAUAAUAUCUGCUACUGCUGUUGGCUAUCAGCACGUUCAUUUGAUCACCAGUGAAGUACAGAAACCGUAUGAAGCUCUUUUACCUGUAAAUGCAAGUACCAAACUAAUACUUGUGGAAGAUGUUAAAAUGAGUCCUAAAGAAGUGACUAUUUAUAAUCACCAGGCAGUUAAGGCUGAACUGCUCAUUAACGGGGGCUCUGGAUAUUUUUUUAUUAAUACCAGUGUUGUUGACAUUGUUAAAGUGGUAUAUGAAGAAGGUAAAGGCAUUGCUCUGAUAUAUCCCUUAUAUCCAGGGUCAGUGUCUGUAAUGAUUCAUGACUUGUGUCUUGCAUCUACCACCAUUGCUAAAACUGAGGUGUAUGUUUCCGAUAUACAAGAAGUAUAUGUUGGAAUUGUUGAUAAGGUAGAAAUUGGCAAAAACGUUAAAGCAUAUGUCAGAGUGCUGGAUGCUUCAAAGAAAUACUUCCACAGUAAAAACUUCAAAUUCAUGGACUUAACUCUAAAGGCAGCAUCUCAGAUUAUCUCCUUAAAAGCCCUUGGUGAAACUUCUGAUGAAUACACAGCUGUUUUUCUAGUGCAUGGCAUGGCCAUAGGUCAAACCAGUGUUACAGGAGUUGUCACUGACAGAUAUCGUGAAAAGAUCUAUUCAACUCCACAACAGAUUGAAGUAUUUCCUCCUUUUAAAUUGAUACCACAAAAAGUCACUUUACUCAUAGGUGCAGUGAUUCAAAUUACUUCUGAGGGAGGACCACAGCCUCAGUUCAACAUAAUAUUUUCCAUCCACGAUCCCAGUAUUGCUUCCGUAAACAACAGUGGCUUUGUAAGAGGCAUAUCAGUGGGCAACAGUACCAUAAUGGGAACGGUUCAAGCAGUUCAUGCGGACACUGGCAAAGUUGUGAUUGCAUCCCAGGAUAAAGUUGAAAUUGAGGUAAUUCAGCUUGAAGCUGUCAGAAUCCAUGCACCUAUUACCCGAAUGAAAACUGGAACUCAGAUGCCAGUAUACGUGAUGGGCAUUGCUAGCAAUCAGACCCCUUUUUCAUUUGGAAAUGCAGUGCCAGGCUUAACAUUUUAUUGGUCUGUCACUAAGAGAGAUAUCUUGGAUGUCAAGUCAAGAUUCAGUGAGGCUUCCCUUCAGCUUUCAGUGGAAAAUAAUUUUGCUAUGAAUAUUUGUGGUAAAGGGAAAGGAAAAACAGGGUUGAAGGUUGUUGUGAAAGUCCUUGAACCUUCAGCUGGACAGUUCCGUCACAUGGCAAAAGAGUUGACAGAUGAAAUCCAAAUACAGGUAUUUGAGAAACUAGUUAUUCUAGGAAUAGAAGUAGGGCAGAUCUUAAUGUCAACAAACUCCUUUUUUAAAAUUCAGACAAACAGGGAUGGAGCUGCUUCUCUAACUUACCGUGUACUGGAUAGUCAAGGCAAAGUUCCUGUGGUAGAAAUUGAUGAAAGUGGUCAUCUUAGUUCUCAUUCUCAGAUUGGACUAUCAACAAUAGAAAUAAUUUCCCAAGAAUCAUUUGGAAUAAACCAGACCCUUGUUGUUGCUGUCAAGGUAGCUCCUGUUUCCUACCUGAGAAUAUCCAUGAACCCAAUUUUCCACAAACAAAACCAUGAAGCUUUACUGGCAUUACCAUUGGGCAUCACCUUGAGUUUGACCAUCCACUUCCACGACAAUUAUGGAGAUACUUUCCACUCUCAAAGUUCCAUGCUUCACUUUGCAGUCAACAGAGAUGAUUUUUUACAAGUUGGGAAAGGGACCUCUAACAACACUUUGGUACUUCGAACAAUGAAUGUUGGACUAAGUUUGCUUAAGGUUUGGGAUGCGGAACACAACAGUAUCGCAGACUAUGUGCCUCUUCCUGUCCAACAUGCCAUCUCCCCUGAGCUCACUGAUAUUAUCGUAGGUGAUGUCAUGUGUUUAACUUCCUCACUGGUACACCAAGAUGGUUUGUCAGGAAUAUGGAGUUCUUCUUCCAACAAUAUUCUUCAGAUUGAUUCAAAAGCAGGAGUAGCUGUAGCAAGGAACUCCGGAAAUGUUAUAAUAUAUUAUGAGAUACCUGGAUUGUGUAAGACAUACAGGGAGGUACUAAUUAAUGAACCUAAAAGGAUUGUGGCAACACAUGUAAGUGGAAUGAAAACAAAUCUUCAGGAUACUUCAAAAGUUAUACUUCAAAUUGGACACAGAAGUAAAAAUUUGAAAGGAGAAUGCUCAACUGCCCAAAAUGAAGUAAUUGAGAAAAUCAAGCCCCAGUCUGUUAUCAGCUGUCAGCUUAAUUUCAAAAACAAUGUAUUUGACUUCCAAGCUUCUGAAAUUGUUGCAGCUGAACCCAUGUUUGAUAUAGCUUCAGGACAGUAUACUUGUUCCAUCAGAAUGCUCAGACUAGCUGACAAGCAACUAAAACAAGUCACUAUGAGCAAAACCGCCAUCACCAUCACACCUUCACUCCAAGGGAGCCAUUCCUUAGAGCGGAUUAGCACUGAAGUGCCACUUAACCCAGGACUCUAUGCUAAUCAGACUGAACUUACCCUAACUAAUCAUUACACAAGUUCUGAUGUGAAGAUCUUUGGAGCCAUUGAAGUUCUUGAAAAUCUUGAAGUGAGAUCCAGCUCACCUGUGGUGGUGGCUUUUGAGAAAAACAGAUCCUAUGGCUUACCCAGUUACGUAACCUACACUGUGAGUUUAUCAGACCCAGAACUUGCAAGUAAAGCAAAUUCAGUUACUACACUUACUAUAUCCAGCACAGUGACAGACCAGUCUAUCACUAUCCCAGUGACAAUCACUUACCUAUCUGACAGAACGCUAUCGGUGAGAUAUAAUCCAAGUUUAUUCCAACACUUCCUUGAUUCCUAUCAAGUUAUGUUUUUUACAUUUUUUGCGCUUUUGGCAGGAAUGGCUGUUAUGAUCAUAGUGCACUAUGCUGUUUUCUCACCAAAAGAACAGCAAAUGCAUCCAGCUUUUAUCACAAGGACCAGUCCUCAUCACAGACAAUAUACCGGAGUUCCUGUUACUCCGACAACUUCCUUCAGCCCUACAUCUUCAAGCCAACAAAGCGGUUCUCCCAACAGGCUGUGGAGUCCUCCGUAUGCUUCACAAUGAAAAACUCUUUUGACACAAAAUGUCUUGUUUUGAUUUUAAGUAAGAUGGACAUUUUAAGUAUAAUAUUUAUAUACACCAUAGAUGGUUGUAACACCUUGGUUUAUAAAAACUUCCUUUAGGAUUCAUGAUGGAAUUAAUAGGGAGGGGGGAAAUUCACUCAGUACCUGUGCUCUGCUUGCUUGCUUGCCUGCUUCAGUCUAUUUCAGCUAGGAUUUCAAAUUGCUAUACAUGUGUAGCAUCUGUUUGCUUCCUGUGGAAAUACUGAUUUUAUCAUUUGAUAAGAGGGCUUGAUAUCAGAGCCAUAAUGAAUGUAUAAGGCCCAAUGAAAGGAAAAAUUGUGUUAGUUUGAAUUCAGAUUGUAUUACUUUAUUUUGAGGCUCAGGAAUGAAAUGUUCUGCACUGAUACUUUUUUUUUUUUUUUUGCACUAUUAGCAUCCCAGGCAUUUGAACUUGCUGGCUUAGGAAGUAGUUAAAGUACUGCUUUUACAUAUUUAUAUAUGUAACGAAGGAAGAAUAGGUACUUACGUAGGAAGAGAGAGAAAGAGAGAAGAUAGGAUUUUUAUUUACCAUGAAAUUAUUAAUAUAGUUUCAUUCAGUUGAUACUGCACAAUUUUUUUCCA